This is a messenger RNA of Tribolium castaneum (red flour beetle), 1504 nucleotides long. RefSeq names its product Cysteine rich with EGF like domains (gene Creld). The coding region runs from base 138 to 1262 and encodes 374 amino acids. Lineage: Eukaryota; Metazoa; Arthropoda; Insecta; Coleoptera; Tenebrionidae. Gene Ontology annotation, molecular function: calcium ion binding. The transcript has 3 exons. The record is from RefSeq and is a predicted model, not a curated record.
UCGUCGAGUCGGAGAGUCGGUGCGUGUGGAACAUACCGCAUUUGUAAUUCUUUAAAUAAUGCCAAAUUAGCAAAACUGCGUCAAUUAGUGAAACAGAACCCAUUUAGUUUCAUAAGCCCAUUCCAGUGCUUCUAAAAAUGCGAAAAACCUUGAUGGUCUUGUGCAUAAUUUUAAACCUAACCCCAAAUAUCCACUACGUGUCAAGCUCAAGUAAAGAAGAGGCUGCCAAAGCGAAAUUACCACCCUGUCGGGCGUGCAAAAUUUUUAUCGAAUCGUUCAAAAAGGGCAUAGAGAAGACAAAGAAGGGUAAGUUCGAGGGCGGCGACACCGCUUGGGAGGAGGAAAAGCUGGGCAGUUACGCCACUAGUGAAAUUCGUUUGAUCGAAAUUCAAGAAAGCGUAUGUUCCGAUGUUGUCGAGGGUAAAGACCAGUGCUACGCCCUUCACGAGCAGUACGACUCGGAAAUAGAAGAGUGGUGGUUUCACAAACAGGGCGACGAGCCCGACUUGUUCAAGUAUUUUUGCAUAAAGACCGUCGAGCACUGCUGCCCUGACCUGCACUAUGGGACCAACUGCACCCCCUGUCCGGGGUACCCCGACAACGUGUGCAGCAACAACGGGAAGUGCAAGGGCUCAGGCACGCGCAAGGGAAGUGGGCAGUGUAGUUGCGACCCCGGGUACACUGGCGAGACGUGCAAUGCCUGUGCCGAAACCUACUAUGAGGCCUAUAAGGACGAGAAAAAGUUACUUUGCUCAAAGUGCCACACGUCCUGCGAAGGGCCCUGCUCGAAGGCGGGCCCCGCUGGGUGCGAGAAAUGCAAGCCGGGCUGGGUUAUGAGCAAGGAGAAGGGCUGCACUGACAUCAACGAAUGCGCCACCGCACAGUCGCCCUGCAAGUUGAACCAGUUCUGCGUCAACAAUGACGGCUCUUACAAAUGUUUAGACUGUGAUAGGUCCUGUGCCGGGUGCACGGGCGACGGGCCCGACAUGUGCACCCAAUGCGCCUCCGGUUACGUUCUAGUGGACAACAUGUGCACAGAUGCAGAGCAAGAAAGCCGCAAGCAACACGUUUUCCUGACAAGAUACAUGACUUAUCUCGGCCUGUGUGUGGCAACUUGUAUUAUUUUCAACAAAAAUACGAUUUUAGCCGCUAUUAUUGGAAUUGCCGUCGCGAUUUAUAUUUCCGUGUCUGAGUAUGUUCUCAAUUCCCCACCAAUUCCAAAAACCGACGAUUUAGCCGAACAGUUACUGCACUCACAAUAGAUCGUUUCGUUUAAUGUGAUUUUGUUACCGUUUUGAUCAUUAGGUGGUAAAUGUACCAAAUUUUUGAAGUACGAUGUUAGUCAAGAAAUCUUCCGUUCGUAGGUUUAAGUUACUGUUUGUAUAUACUGACUGAUUGUUGAUUGCAUAGAUUUAUUUAUUUUUCGGUUUAGUGGUGUGAUAGGCAAUUUAUCAAAAUUGUAAGACAAGUUUUGUACUUUUCAAUAAAGGUAUUGCCAGAACAA